Messenger RNA from Varanus komodoensis (Komodo dragon), 3918 nucleotides. It is a transcript of the gene PHKB, whose product is annotated as phosphorylase kinase regulatory subunit beta. Gene Ontology annotation, cellular component: phosphorylase kinase complex. The transcript has 32 exons. Gene Ontology annotation, biological process: glycogen metabolic process. Gene Ontology annotation, molecular function: calmodulin binding. The coding region runs from base 141 to 3401 and encodes 1086 amino acids. NCBI's taxonomy places the organism in Eukaryota, Metazoa, Chordata, Lepidosauria, Squamata, Varanidae. The record is from RefSeq and is a predicted model, not a curated record.
AGCGGAGCCGGGGCUGCCUUCGCCUCGGCAGCCAUGGCGUCCACUCUGGCCGACGUGAGCUGGAAAGUGCUGGAGCUGAGGGCGCGCUCCAGGCGUUCAGUUUAGCCUGAGACGUUUGUGACUAGCUACAGCCGCUUGAAAUGGCCAGUCUGGAUGCUGAGAGAACCGCCACUGCUCGUGCUUUUUCGUGGUUGGGUUCUGUGUAUGAACCCCUUAAAAGCAUUAAUCUUCCAAGACCAGAUGGAGAGAGCAUAUGGGAUAAGCUGGAUCAUUACUACCGCAUAGUCAAAUCGACCGUGCUGCUUUUCCAAAGCCCGACCACUGGCCUCUUUCCCACAAAGACCGUGGGCGACAACCAGAGGGCAAAAGUGCACGACAGUCUUUACUGUGCCGCGUGUGUGUGGGCGCUGGCACUGGCAUACAGGCGUAUUGAUGAUGACAAGGGAAGAACCCAUGAGCUGGAGCAUUCUGCUAUAAAAUGCAUGCGAGGAAUUCUCUACUGCUACAUGCGUCAGGCUGAUAAGGUUCAGCAGUAUAAGCAAGACCCUAAGCCAUCCAAAUGCCUGCAUUCUGUGUUCGGUGCCCACACAGGUGAUGAGGUCUUUUCUCAUGAGGAAUAUGGACAUCUUCAGAUAAGCGCCGUGUCGCUGUUCCUCCUUUACCUGGUUGAAAUGAUCUCUUCUGGUCUGCAGAUUAUCUACAACACGGAUGAGGUGUCCUUCAUACAAAACCUUGUAUUCUGCGUGGAAAGAGCAUAUCGUGUGCCAGACUUCGGUGUGUGGGAAAGAGGAAGCAAAUACAAUAAUGGCAGCACGGAAUUGCAUUCAAGUUCUGUUGGAUUAGCAAAAGCAGCCCUUGAAGCAAUUAAUGGAUUCAACCUCUUCGGCAAUCAGGGUUGCUCGUGGUCUGUCAUAUUUGUAGACCUUGAUGCCCACAACCGAAACAGACAAACUCUUUGUUCAUUGCUUCCUCGAGAAUCAAGGUCUCAUAACACAGAUGCUGCCCUCUUGCCCUGUAUUAGUUACCCUGCAUUCGCAGUAGAUGAUGAUACCCUGUACAGCCAAACGAUUGAUAAGAUUGUGAGAAAGCUAAAAGGCAAAUAUGGGUUCAAACGAUUUUUGAGAGAUGGCUAUAGAACAGCUCUGGAGGACAAAAAUCGGCAAUAUUACAAACCAGCAGAAAUUAAGCUCUUUGAUGGGAUCGAGUGUGAAUUUCCUCUCUUUUUCAUUUUCAUGAUGAUUGAUGGCGUUUUCAGAGGUAAUACUGCACAAGUCAAAGAAUAUCAGCAGCUUCUGGAACCACUGCUACAGCAGUCAACUGAAGGCUAUCCCAUUGUACCUAAGUAUUAUUAUGUGCCAGCUGACUUUGUUGAACUAGAGAAGAAAAAUCCUGGCAGUCAGAAACGAUUUCCUAGCAACCAUGGACGGGAUGGAAAGUUCUUUUUGUGGGGGCAGUCUCUUUAUAUCAUUGCGAAACUCCUUGUUGACGGUUUAGUGAGUGCUAAAGAUAUCGAUCCAGUGAAGCGUUUCAUACCUUCCCAAGAUCAACGGAAUGUUAGCAUGAGAUUCUCAAAUCAGGGUCCUCUAGAAAAUGACGUGGUGGUCCAUGUUGCAUUGAUCGCCGAAAGCCAACGCCUGCAGGUUUUCCUGAACACAUACGGAAUCCAAACCCAGACUCCUCAGCAAGUUGAACCCAUCCAGAUAUGGGCACAGCAUGAGCUUGUGAAAGCUUACUUCCAUCUGGGGGUCAACGACAAACUGGGACUCUCAGGAAGACCGGACCGACCAAUUGGCUGCCUCGGAACAUCAAAGAUAUAUCGAAUUCUGGGCAAAACUGUGGUUUGCUAUCCCAUCAUCUUUGACCUGAGUGAUUUCUAUAUGUCCCAGGAUGUUAUGAUGCUGAUUGAUGACAUUAAGAAUGCUUUGCAGUUCAUUAAGCAGUACUGGAAAAUGCACAGCCGCCCCUUGUUCCUCGUCCUUAUCCGGGAGGAUAACAUAAGAGGAAGCAGAUUCAAUCCCAUCCUUGACAUGCUGGCCACCUUUAAGAAAGGUGUUGUCGGAGGCGUGAAGGUUCAUGUAGACAGACUGCAGACAUUAAUUUCUGGAGCAAUGGUCGAACAACUGGAUUUCUUAAGAAUCAGUGGCACAGAAGAGCCUCCAGAAUUUAAGAGUUUUGAGGAGCUUGAUCUUCCAAAACAUUCAAAAGUCAAGAGACAGACCAGCACGCCAAAUGUGACAGAACUGGAACAACAACCGGAUAUUAAUGCUAAUGAUUGGAAAAACAAGCCAACCUAUGAGAUUCUCCAGAAACUGAAUGAUUGCAGCUGCCUAGCAAGCCAAGCAAUUCUGCUGAACAUUCUGCUCAAAAGAGAAGGCCCACAUUUCAUUACAAAGGAAGGUACUGUAUUUGAUCAUAUCGAAAGAAUCUAUCGAAAAGCUGGCAGCAGAAAACUCUGGUCUGUUGUGCGCUUCGCAGCAAGUCUUUUAUGUAAACUAGUGGACAGCCUUGCACCAUCUAUUACUAAUGUUUUAGUUCAGGGCAAACAGGUGACUCUCGGGGCAUUUGGCCAGGAAGAAGAAAUUAUAUCUAAUCCCUUGUCUCCAGGCGCAAUUAAGGACAUCAUCUACAACAAGUGUAAUUUACAGGAUGAGAGGGAAGCUGUUCUUCAGCAAGAACUUGUCAUUCAUAUUGGCUGGAUCAUCUCUAACACGCCUGAACUAUUUAAUGGCAUGCUGAAGAUACGAGUGGGAUGGAUUGUGCAUGCAAUGAAGUAUGAGCUGAAAAUCCGAGCAGGGGAGAUGCCCCCUGUGGAUUUAUACCAGCUGUCGCCCAGUGAGGUGAAACAGCUUCUCUUGGAUAUUCUUCAGCCUCAGCAGCAAGGGAGAUGCUGGUUAAACAGACGUCAGAUUGACGGCUCCUUGAACCGAACGCCCAGUGGCUUCUAUGACAGGGUGUGGCAAAUCUUGGAGAGGUCCCCCAAUGGCUUGAUAGUAGCCGAGAACUUUUUGCCGCAGCAACCAACAUUGUCGGACAUGACUAUGUAUGAAAUGAAUUUCUCCCUUCUGGUCGAGGACAUGUUGAAGAAUAUCGAUCAACCUGAAUACAGGCAAAUAAUUGUAGAGUUGUUGAUGGUUGUCUCUGUUAUUCUGGAAAGAAACCCUGAAUUGGAGUUCCAGGAUAAAGUGGACUUGGACAAACUAGUGAAAGAAUCAUUUCAGGAUUUCCAGAAGGACCAGGGCCGUCUCAAAGGCACUGAAAAACAAGAUGACAUGACCUCCUUCUACAACACUCCGCCACUGGGAAAACGGGGGACCUGCAGCUAUUUGACAAAAGUCGUGAUGAAUUUAUUGCUAGAAGGAGAAGUGAAGCCCAGCGCGGAUGACCCCUGUUCUAUUAGCUAGAGCUGGUGGAAGCAGGUGGUUGAGAUGGCGUGUCUUCAGCUUCUCGUUGCUUGGCAUAGGAUGCUUAGUUCUUCACCGGUAGAGCCCAUUUCGGACAGUGUUCCGUAUGACAAACCUCAGAUACUUAGGAUAGCAAACCAUAUUGCUGAUCUUGUGGCAGCCAACAUGGACAUCCCAUUAAAACCCUGUUCCCUCCAUAGGUAUCUCACAACAACCUGCACCCCUCUUCGAAGCAUCCCAGUCACAGGUUGGCUGAGCAAAUGCAUGGGAUGCUCCUGGUUCCUGCUGAUCGAGAAUUCUUUAGAGAAAAUUAACUGGGUUGCACUUUGAAACAUUGCUUGAAAACAGUUGCGGUGAUGCGAUUCUUUAUGUAAUGGUGAAUUAAAUGUGCAUUGCCACAUUUAUCAGCUCUGCACCUCUUCAUCUGUAUUGUAAUUCAUUACUGAAACCUUUAUUAUGAAUACUGGAUGAAAUACUGGCAUAAAUUUAGAAAAAUAAAUGAGCCCUGCAUUUUGAA